Pseudogymnoascus verrucosus is the source of this 1297-nucleotide messenger RNA. RefSeq lists its product as uncharacterized. The record is from RefSeq and is a predicted model, not a curated record. Bases 274 to 1131 code for a protein of 285 amino acids. NCBI's taxonomy places the organism in Eukaryota, Fungi, Ascomycota, Leotiomycetes, Thelebolales, Thelebolaceae. Gene Ontology annotation, molecular function: catalytic activity. The transcript is spliced from 4 exons.
UAAUUAUGUUGGUCUCCAACUUACACAUUCUGCAGAGGGUAGUACGGAGUAGGGAUUCGGCAAAUGUCGUGAGCUUGUAUGAAGGUUCCGAGUGAUUCUAAGUUGAUCGAUUGACUCUCUGUUUGGAUGUGGGACUCUUUAGUAUCGCUGAACCGCCCUCAUGGGGCAUCCCACAGCAUAUAGAUACACAUCUGCCCAAUACAUUCGUUGUGUCUCAUGAUUUAGAAACUCUACCUGAUUUAUCCCAGCACCUGCCACUGGCUUCUUCAGAAAAUGCCUUCUUGGACUCAUCUUAUUCGUUUUGUUGCCGUUGAAGACAAUCAGUCGCACAUCGGACAGUUAGUAGAUCCAAGUCGCGAUGUCGGAUUAGACACCUUGGAGGGGCGCGAGGUGAAAGCAUACGAGAUUGUCGGCACCAUUUUCGACGGAGAGGUUACCGAAAACAUUUUCACCGUGAAAUUCCUACAAUCACCUGUUGAACGAGAGAGUUGCAACUAUAUCAGAUGUCUCGGUCUGAAUUAUAAAGAUCAUGCACAGGAGGGUGGUUUCGCUAUUCCGAAGGUUCCUAUUCUCUUCACGAAGCCGCGUUCCGCAUUGAUCGGGCCUUACCCAGCCACAGUCAACAUCCCCAAAUGCGCGCAGGACGGCACUAGCGAUUAUGAAUCAGAGCUCUGCCUUGUAAUCGGCAAGACUGGUCGGGAUAUCUCAGAAGAAGAUGCCUUAGACUAUGUUCUAGGCUAUACUGCUUCGAACGAUGUGUCAGCAAGGACUAUGCAGAUGAUCACAGCUCAAUGGAGUAUGUCAAAGGGCUUGGAUAGUAGCUGUCCCAUUGGCCCUGUCCUGGUUGCCACUUCUGUCAUUCCAGAUCCACAGACUCUGCAAAUCAAGGGCAGCUAUAAUGGAACAACUGUACAAGACGGACACACUAGCGACAUGAUCUUCAACAUCCGCCAACAAAUCUCCUACCUCUCUAAAGGAACGACACUCGAGGCAGGAACAAUCUUCUUGACGGGCACUCCAGCCGGAAUCGGCUACUUUCGUAAGCCAGCUGUGGUGCUUGAAGAUGGUAGCCAGUUUUCUGUCUAUAUUGAAAAGAUCGGGACAUUAGUUAAUAAAAUACGCUACGAGUAGAAGAGCUAUAGCCGGAUUUGAGCCGUUCACUUACACGGGUCCGUGUUAGAGAGGAAAAUUUUCUACGUUUAGGUAUGUGCACGGCACUUUUUAGAAUACUAGGUUUAUGUCGAUGGUUGCCAAUUACACAUUUGAGUCGGAGGAAGAAAGUGACACUAAAUUACAC